UAAUUACUGCCCAUCUCUAACAAUGUGAAACAACGUGUAUUGUGAAAAGUGCUAUACAAAACAAAGAAAAAAAACUGAUGUGACGUCACUACUGUAAAAAGGAAGGGUCACUAGUAUACCACAAAAUUCAGUAAUGCACACAUUUUUUUUUUUUUUUCUUUUUCUACAGAGUACCUUGUGCAAAUAACAAACACAACUGUUUGCGGAUGUAAUAUUAUAUUUGACAUUUGCAAUAUGAAGCUAUGGCAGAAUUUUUGGGAGGUCAUAGCAGGUUUAUACUACAAGUGCAAACAAUACUGAAACAAUUGAACAAUUAUUCAGCCCAUCAGAUGACAGAAGCCACCCCUUCUGCCACAUAUCCACAUCCUGCUACUCAGGAUAUGUUGUGUGUCUUUGCUGGGAGCUCAGCUGUACUUUAGACCAGUGCUGUUUAAUUUUAUGCAUCACAGUACCACUAAAAUGAUCUUCUCAAUAGUUAUUCUUGUGCUUAUUUCUGUCACUGCAUCGGAAGAGAAAGAGAAGACUUCAACAACCCAGACAUCCACUGACAUGAUAGACCCUGGAAAUUCUUCUGAGUCACUGACUACAACACAACAAAUCAUAAUCCAACAAACAACGGAUGUUACAAGCAACACUCAGACAACCACUUUACAAUCUACUUGGCUGCCCCAAGAAUCUGUUCUGACAACGUCAGAAUCUGCGAUCACCACAGUCGGCUCAAUUGAAACAACAUUUCCAGAAAAACCAAACGGCACAGUCACAGAGACAGAGCUGUCUAAAAGUUCAACGACCCAGACACCCACUAAUAUGACAGAUCCUGGAAAUUCUUCUGAGUCACUGACUACGACACAACAAAUCAUAAUCCAACAAACAACGGUUGUUACGAGCAACACUCAGACAACCACUUCACAAUCUACUUGGCUGCCCCAGGAAUCUGUUCUGACAACGUCAGAAUCUGCGAUCACCACUGUCGACACAACUGAAACAACAUUUCCAGAAAAACCAAAUGGCACAGUGACAGAUCAGGGAGGCAGAGAACAAGAUGUGGCAGCAAAUGCAGGACUCAUUGCAGUGCUAUGUAUUUUCAGUAUUGUAGUGGCUGUAAUUGUUGUGGUUGUGAUCGUGAAAGCUGUUCGCUCCAGAAGUCCACAGUUUGAGAGGCUUGAUGAUCUACCAUUGGGCAAGAUAAAUGAGAAUGCACCAUUUGCCCACUACCCUCCAAAGUGAAUGCCAGUUUCUGUCUAAUGCCUUUUUUUUUUUUUUUUUU
Megalobrama amblycephala (Wuchang bream) is the source of this 1267-nucleotide messenger RNA. Its product is annotated as mucin-3A-like. The transcript is spliced from 5 exons. The record is from RefSeq and is a predicted model, not a curated record. NCBI's taxonomy places the organism in Eukaryota, Metazoa, Chordata, Actinopteri, Cypriniformes, Xenocyprididae. The coding region runs from base 439 to 1227 and encodes 262 amino acids.